AAUGGGAGAGCCGGGGGGGGCGGCGCGGCCAAUGGCGCGGGCUGGUUUGAUUCAAAGGUGUCUAUAAAUUGGGCCUGCACGCGCCUAGCUCCCGAGAGCCGACCCGUCCGAGCGCCGCCAUGGCUCUGCGGCCCGAGGCCCUGGACGAACUGCCAGCCGCCUGCCUGUCGCCGUGCGGGCCGCCCAACCCGGCCGAGCUGUUCAGCGAGGCGCGGCGCCUGGCGCUGGAGGAGCUGGUGGCCGGCGGCCCCGACGCCUUCGCGGCCUUCCUGCGACGCGAGCACCUGGGCCGCUUCCUGAACCCCGACGAGGUGCGCGCCAUCCUGAGCGCGGCCGAGCGGCCCGGCGGGGAGGGCGCGGCGGCGGCGGCCGAGGACUCCUUCGGCUCGUCGCACGACUGCUCGUCGGGCACCUACUUCCCGGAGCAGUCGGACCUGGAACCGCCGCUGCUGGAGCUCGGCUGGCCGGCCUUCUACCAGGGUGCCUACCGCGGCGCCACGCGCGUCGAGGCGCACUUCCAGCCUCGCGGCGCGGGCGCCGGCGGCCCCUACGGCUGCAAGGACGCGCUGCGCCAGCAGCUCCGCUCGGCGCGAGAGGUGAUUGCAGUGGUAAUGGACGUCUUCACAGACAUCGACAUCUUCAGAGACCUGCAGGAAAUAUGCAGGAAACAGGGAGUUGCCGUGUAUAUCCUUCUGGACCAGGCUCUACUCUCUCAAUUUCUGGAUAUGUGCAUGGAUCUGAAAGUUCAUCCGGAACAGGAAAAGCUGAUGACAGUUCGGACCAUUACAGGAAAUAUCUACUAUGCAAGGUCAGGAACGAAAAUUAUUGGGAAGGUUCAUGAAAAGUUCACAUUGAUUGAUGGCAUUCGCGUGGCAACAGGCUCCUACAGUUUUACAUGGACAGAUGGCAAAUUAAAUAGCAGUAACUUGGUAAUUCUAUCUGGCCAAGUGGUCGAACACUUUGACCUAGAGUUCCGAAUCCUCUAUGCCCAAUCAGAGCCCAUCAACCCCAAACUCCUGUCUAACUUCCGGAUCAGCAACAGGUUUGACCAUCUAGCUGACCAAAAACCGCUGUCCAGGGAGCCCACGUUGGGCAACCUGCUGCGGAUGCGGCUGGCCAGACUCUCAAGCACUCCCAAGAAGAGCGACCUGGACUUGGAGGUGCCCACCGAGGGCAAGGCAGGGACCAAGCGCCGUGACUCUGAGUCAUCCACCAUUAGUGAGGAAGGCCACUUCAACAGCCACAAGGAUCAACUGCAGGGCAGAAAGGCUGCCGACGUGGCCACACAAACAGAGCCAAGAGAGGAGGUGCCCGCGGUAGACACGAAUGAGGUGGGGACACAAGUCAGCACGAGCACCGCGUGUGCUGGCACCCAGGCCGCAGUCUCCACCAGGGCAGGGAGCUCCCAAACUGUGGUUUGGUCCAGGUCGGCCACCACUCAGACUGAUGUGGACGAGAACAUUCUAUUUUCUCAGGGAACCCAGUCGAAAGAAGGGUCACCAGUCUCAAAAAUGUCUGUGUCGAGAUCUUCCAGUUUAAAGUCUUCCUCCUCUUUGUCUUCCCAAGGCUCCGUGGCAAGCUCCACUGGCUCCCACACUUCUCUCAGUCCCGGAUAUCCCAAGUACCUGGGCACCCCCCACUUGGAUCUGUACUUGAGAGACUCAUUUAGAAACUUGAAUAAAGAGCGACAGUUUCACUUUGCUGGUAUCAGGUCCCGGCUCAACCACAUGCUGGCCAUGCUCUCGAGGAGAACGUUCCUUACUGAAAACUACCUUGGCUUUAAUUCUGGAAAUUUUAACAGAGCGCCAGUUAAUUUGCUUGCUAUUAGAGAUCUAGCACUUUACCCUUCUUAUCAGUAACUGCUCAGCGUUCAGAUGCCUGGGCUCAGCCAGGCUUGACAUCAUCAAAAUUUCCUGCUUUAAAAAAUAGCACGUCCCUCAUUGCCUUUCUUUCACCUGACUUGUAGUCACCUUGGCUGUCUUUGAAUUCUAUAAGCUAUACAUUAUUUUACAUGCUUUUAUUUUUCUCAUGUAUAAACCAGGUAUUGGUUUUAUGGUUUAAACACUAUAGGUACAGGUUUUUUGCACGAUUUUAAUAGAGUCAUGCACUACAUAAUGAUGCCAUGGACCACAUGUAUGAUGGUGGUCCCAUAAGAUUAUAAUACCAUAUUUUUACAAUACUUUUUCUAUGUUUAGAUACAGAAAUACUUACCAUUGUGGUACAGUUGCCUAUAGUACUCAGUAUAGUAACAUGCUAUGCAGGUUUGUAGCCCAGGAGCAAUAGGCUAUAUCAUAUGGCCUAGGUGUGUAGGGUGUUAUACCAUCUAGGUUUGUGUAAAUACACUCCAUAAUGUUCAUAAAGUGACCAAAUUGCCUAAAGAUGCAUUUCUCAGAAUGUAUCCCUGUCAUUGAGUGACACAUGACUGUACUGAUAUCUCUUAAAGAGAAUGUUUAGGUGUUCUAAAGUCAAUUCAGGUAAGAAAUGAAAUAUGUUUUGCAUUUUUCUUCAUUUGUGUGCUCUUCUGUUUCAGAGGUUUGGAUCACCACUGUUUUUGUGAUCAAAAUCCUGUUGAGAAAAACAAAACUGUUUCUUGUGUAUCUCUUUAGAAUAUCUGUGUUCUUAGCAUUAAAUAAAUAUAAACAACUUUUGA
Messenger RNA from Lemur catta (Ring-tailed lemur), 2650 nucleotides. It is a transcript of the gene SACK1D, whose product is annotated as family with sequence similarity 83 member D. Gene Ontology annotation, biological process: protein localization to mitotic spindle; positive regulation of cell cycle G1/S phase transition; regulation of ERK1 and ERK2 cascade. The record is from RefSeq and is a predicted model, not a curated record. Gene Ontology annotation, cellular component: cytosol; mitotic spindle pole. The transcript is spliced from 4 exons. Lineage: Eukaryota; Metazoa; Chordata; Mammalia; Primates; Lemuridae. The coding region runs from base 120 to 1859 and encodes 579 amino acids.